CCCCGGAAACUGCGGCGCCGGCCCGCGGACAGGGUUCCACCGGUGGGAGCGUCCAGAGCCUGCUCGUCGUGUGUGAGAACGGCCGAUGUGAAGGACGCGUGUGCGCAGUGUGGUCGGCUCGUCUGCCAGAGCUGCAGCAGGCUCUGCAGCUGCUGUAACACGGUUACCUGCUCUUUGUGCUCCACUGUUGAUUGUGGUGAUGUGGGAGAACAAGUUCUCUGCAAUGGUUGUUCAGUAUUUCAAGUCUGAAACGUCCAUGAAUUUCAUGAAGCCUUCUCCUUACAGCUGAUCAACUAAUCCUUUUAGCAUGUGAAUUAGUUAUGGAAUUUCUAUGUUUUAUAUCUUUAUAUUGUAC
Ficedula albicollis (Collared flycatcher) is the source of this 355-nucleotide messenger RNA. It is a transcript of the gene SIVA1, whose product is annotated as SIVA1 apoptosis inducing factor. Gene Ontology annotation, molecular function: CD27 receptor binding. NCBI's taxonomy places the organism in Eukaryota, Metazoa, Chordata, Aves, Passeriformes, Muscicapidae. The record is from RefSeq and is a predicted model, not a curated record. Gene Ontology annotation, biological process: extrinsic apoptotic signaling pathway. The annotation marks the transcript as partial. The transcript has 3 exons.